Messenger RNA from Erythranthe guttata (spotted monkey flower), 1153 nucleotides. RefSeq names its product Ribosomal protein L9/RNase H1. The record is from RefSeq and is a predicted model, not a curated record. Lineage: Eukaryota; Viridiplantae; Streptophyta; Magnoliopsida; Lamiales; Phrymaceae. Gene Ontology annotation, biological process: translation. Gene Ontology annotation, molecular function: structural constituent of ribosome. Gene Ontology annotation, cellular component: ribosome.
AACACGACUUUAGUUUAUACUGAAGUUUCAAAGCUCAAAACCCAGAUGCUCUACCAAAAUCAAAAGCCCUAACCGCCGUAGCCAUCGCCACCGUCGGCUCCACCGCCACCGGCGUUUGUUGCGCAUUUCAAUAGAUUCAGCGUCGUUUUUUCAACCGUACGUAUCUAAGAAAAGAAAAUGGCUUGUCUGCAUUACGGAAAAAAUAUUCUGCGGCGGAGCUCGAUGCACCACCCGUUGUUCUACGCGGCUCAAGGCGUGCGAUACCGGAAGCUGGAAGUUAUUCUGACAACGACGAUUAAUAAGCUCGGAAAAGCUGGUGAAACUGUUAAGGUUGCGCCGGGGUAUUUCCGGAAUUAUUUGAUGCCGAAGUUGCUUGCUCUGCCAAAUAUCGACAAGUUCGCGCAUCUCAUUCGCGAACAGCGUAAGAUUUACCAGCCCGAGGAAGUUGAAGAGGUUAAAGUAGUUUCAAAGUCGGAGGAAAUCAACAGUAAAGAGUAUGAGUUUGCAGCGAAUCGCCUUGCUAAAGCAAAACUGAAUAUAAGAAAGUUCAUCAUAGAGGGAAAAGGCAAUGAAGUGCGUGAACCAGUGACCAAAGAAGAAAUCUUAGCAGAGAUUGCGAGGCAACUUCAAGUGCAUAUUGAACCUGAAAAUCUGCAUUUACCAACUGCUUUAUCCUCUUUGGGGGAGUACAAGGUGCCACUACGCCUCCCAAAAGCUAUACCUAAGCCAGCAGGCGAGGAGUGGGUCCUCAAUGUCAAAGUUAGGAAAAGGUGAGGGACUAAUCUGCAGCAGAUAAAACGCUUCAAUGAUCAGAAUUAUGAACAGAUUAAGCCUUUUAAGGAUAUUGUUUACGAAUUCACGUCUUUUUAUUGCGAGUCAGAGAGCGUAUGAUCUCAGCAUUCGGUAUUUUGUCCUCCAGUAGUAGUAUAAGUGCCUAUUUGAUGAUAGAAAAUGUAAGGCUUUUUGUUGCGCAGUUUUCGAAUGCUCAAAUAAAAAUACUGUCCUGGCUGAAGUGCAAUUUACGUUCCUUUUCGUCUUUGUUUGGUGUGGCCUAAUUUGUACCGUCUGCUCGUUUUAGUCCGCUUCGAUCAACAACUAUGAGUAUAUGUUUAUGUUUUACAAGAACUUAAUGCAAUUCGUAAAAUUGAAUCUU